CGACUCUUAAACAAAACACUAAAUAAUCACGGAAGUCUAUUUGAAUAUUGGACUUUCGUUAUCAUAAAUAGUGAAAAUCCUUUAAAAAAACAAAACCAAAAACUUCUCAGUUUGACACAAUCAACUCUCUGAUAAUAAUGGAAAAAACAGUGGAUGCAUUAGAAUCUAUGGUACACUUAAAAAGUUUGGGUAAACAAUUCGGCUGAGCCUCAGCUGGCUUAGAAGACUUAAACUUACUCUUCUUCACUUCUUCUUCUAUACAUUUUAACCCUCUUUUUAGGACAGAGCCUUUUCAGCGUGCCAAAAAGACGGAGCACUUUUUACGAGCUGGGCACUCGUAUUGCAAAAAAUAUUUAUAAAAAAUAAACUAUUUCCUUAAUAUCUGUAAAACUAUAUAUAUUCUUGUAGGAAAUUGAAUGAACUAAUACAAUCUUUAUGAAUCAAACUGAAAUACCAACAUUUAUGUAAAUGAGCUACCCUGAUUUGCAUAAUUUAUGCCUGUAAUUUUUUGUUAAACCUAGAAUUAGAAUAAACAUGACUUACUUGUAUCAAUCGUGUGAAUUUUUUGAUGGAUGAAGCCUGAAUAAGUUCUAAAAUUUAUGUUUUUGGGAAACAAGGUCCAUGGAGGCCCUUCAGAUACAUCUGGCACAUGGUUCUACUCCUUUUCCAUCCCACCACUCUAUUUUUCAGUUGUUACAGACACACUGUAACUGGCCCCAAUUUAUGACCUAGAGGGACCUUCUCUUAAGCUGGAUGUUACUGAGAAAGUUGUCUGCAUAUCUAUUGGUCUCUCUCAUAAACAUUUGAAAGAUAUUUAGUGUAAAAAAUAGUAUAAAGUACUCAAAUGGUGUGCUUAUGCCUUAUUUAUUCCACCUAUGUUGUCUAAAAAUUCAGAGGGGUCAUCCCUGUCCAGUUGAGGACCCCUAAUUCUAGUAAUACUAAACCGAGAGUUCACAACAUUAGCAUUACCCUCAAUUUUAAAGUCUUCAUUAAUUUCCUGGUUGUUUUCAUCAGUUUCAGUGUCAAAUUCACUGCUAGAACAUCAAAAUUACUAAGCACAGUUUGAUCAGAGUCAAUGUCAGACAUGUUCGAAGUUCACGAUGUAACUACACACACACACACACACAAAUUCCUACACACAAAUAAAUUGAGUUCACCUUCAACGAACGCCGCCAUUACAAUGCCGGGAUGUGCAGGAAUAUUUAAGAAUAAUUUUGAUUCGCUGGUAUAACGCCAAGCCAGCCAAUUGUGAGGCCCGAACUUACGUCUUUCUCGCUAGUCAACCUUGGGCCGAUAAAUCAGCCCUGACGUCCCAAGAGGGUUAAAGGCCCAUCAUCAAUUUAUUUACUUACUUUUACUUAGCAUCUCUUAUUAACUUAUCAAAAUGUCAGUAGUUACUCAUAAGCAAUGUUCCCUUUAAGCUGCGCAGCUAACUCGCAGACGCCGCCCAGCAGAUUUGAGUAUCCGCGCAUUAAAUUUCCAUGUAAUUGUGUGUUUGUGGGCUGUAAAUUUUGCACACAAAGAAAUUGAUGCUGUAAAACUUUACACACGACUGUAUGAUUUUCACAAGAACCAGCAAACGUUAGAGGGAACAUUGCUCAUAAGGCUUAGUUUUUAAGUCUUAUUACUCUUACUUCUUACUUAAUACCAGUAAUAGUAGUUACUACUUUAAGUUUAGGGGUCGUCCAUUAAUUACGUCAACAAUUUUUAAGCAAUUUUUGCCCCCCUCCACCCCCUUGUCAACAAUUGUCAAACUUUCAAUGACCCCCCUAUUUAAUUAUGUCAACAUUUUCUACCCCUCCCCCCCUCCAAAAAAAAAAAGGAAUUAUAUUAUAAAUAAAUUUAUAAAUACAUAUUACUUUGUGCUAAUCUAUUUUAAUGACACGAAAUUGUAGGAAAAACAUUUAAUUACAUGUUAAUGUUUAGCUUGUUAAUCAACACGUUAAAAAGUUUUUCCACUUAAAUUUUAUAAUGCAGAAUCAAUUGAAAGGUUGUUAAAAUUAAAGACUAAAUAUCUUUGCGGGUGGUAUAAAUUUGAUUAUUGUUAGUAAAGCUGACAAAAAAUCAUUUGGGUGGGGGAGGGGGGGGGGCCCAUUUGCAGGUUGUAUUUAAAUUGCUAUGUACUGUGGCGCCUCCAGUAACCAACAACUUAACGAGCCGACCAAGUUAUGGUUUUGCCCCCCUCCCCCUGAAAAAAAUCCUAAAAAGACGCCCCUGAUGGGCGUAGUCUAAAGUAGCUGAUUUAUCAUUUUCAUCUUGCGGCACUGAUAUACCAGACAAGUCAACAUCAUACUCAUAUAAUCAUUCAGCACUUAAAAUAGAAGCAUUGUUGGUGUGAGCAAUAAUUGCCAUAAGCUCUCUCUAUCUCCUUGCAGCUACUCGCAUUGGUCGAAUCCUUUUUUGUUGAGGAGUAGCUGCUAAUUUCUUACGCUCAAGAGGGCAUUGUUGGUGCUGAUAAACAUGCUUUUUCAACAUGACUUGUGAUACAAAAUAGAUGUUACAGAUUUUGCAAAUCCGUUCAAACAGCGAUUUUAUUAUUGUUACUCAUUCUGCAUUCACCUAAUUCUCAAAAUAUCGUAUUCCAACUCUAUUAAUAUCAUUUACCUUUUGACUUAUCUUGCACUAACAAAGUGUGCUAACAUUCUGACCAGCCAUCUGCAGUGCACAGACAGACACAUUAAAUAAAUCUUAUACCGGCAUUGUCAAAAGCCAAAGAAUUAUGACUAUUUACAAUCAUUUACAAUUAUAAGUUUUUUAAAAAUAAUGUAAUAACCAGUCAAUUUUUAAGAUUAAAAUUUUAAUAGAGGAAACAUGAUUGUUGUUGUCAUCUUAUCUAAACCUCCUUCCCUCCCCCUUGUCAAAAACUGUCAAACAUUUCCAAAACCCCUCCGCCCCCCUAUUUUGUUGACAUAAUUAAUGGACGCCCCCUUAAGUACUACUUACUCAAAGUCAAGUGCUAGCUAGAAUCAUAAAUAAAGUAAAAUGUAAUUUGUAAAUACCCAGGUUAGGUUUAGUUAGGGCUUAGGGUCAAUACUGACAAUACCCAGGUUAAGUUUAGGGUCAAUACACAGCUUAGGUUUAUGGAGAGAUUUAGGGUUCAGGUUAAGUUUAGGGAUACAUUUUGGAAAUUUUUUUCAUUAAUUUCUAACGUUUUAUUCCUAAUUUUAGUUUUAGCAAAGUUGAGUUAUUUUAAUUUUUCCACCUCUGCCAACUUGGUUGCCGCAACCCGUGGACCCGUAAAAGUUCAUGGGUCGUGCCAACCAAGAUGGCGGCCAUGUGAUACAUCAUGACACCAAUUUUCUGCAUUUACCAAAAUAAUAUAUUAUUAUUUUACUUUUAUUACCAUAUUAACAUUCAUAGUAAUCAUAGACAUAAUGGUAACUUAAAAUUAUAAGUAAAAGAUUUAAAAGCCUCAGCCUCUGUGGUAUGUUCUUCUUAAAUCACUUUUUUGUGUGUAUUCCCUGAACUGCCCUCUUGCACCCUCUGGGAAACCUUUCAAAACAAUAUAGUCCUUCAUUAUAGUAUAGCAAAUUAGAGUUUGAUAACUUAGGCCUACUUCCUAGUUACUAAUUUGUAAGGCACUACUAAUGUUUAACUAGUUGCAGACAGUAGACUAAGUUAUACAGAAAUAGCAUAGGGCUUAUAUAUGAUAUUGAUAGAUAAAAAUUAAAGACAAUAUAGUCACCCUAGACCAGGGGUCGGGAACCUUUUUGUCUGAGAGAGCCAUGGGCACCACAUAUUUUGAAAAGUAAUUCUGUGAGAGCCAUACAUUAUGUUUAAAACUAAAAAUUCAAUUUAAUGUGUGCAUUUUGUGUAAUUUCAACACUAAAAAUGCAAUAAUUAUGUCUCUGAAUUCUUUUUAAAAGCAUUGUUUUGCUGUUGCUAAUCAAUAAUGAGUAUUUCUUACCAUUAAUGCAACUUUAUUUUAUAAUCAAACAUUUGUCUGCGAGCCAGAUGCAGCCUUCAAUAGAGCCACAUCUGGCUCGCGAGCCAUAUCUGGCUCGCGAGCCUUAGGUUCCCAACCCCUGUCCUAGACCAUAGAGUACUAUAGCCUAUAGACUAUAGAGUAUAGCCCAACAAUUGAAGUUUUUAUCAGUACCGGUAGUAAUAGUAGGCUUACUUUUACUUAACAUUACAAUUACAAUAAUAAUAGUAAUAAAAUUACUACUUAAUACAUUCUUUAGCUAUUUUGACAGUUCAGAUGUGAUUAAUAGCCAUGAUUUGGCACCACUGUCACUAUACUUGUACUAAUUCUCUCAUUUCUUCACUACCAAGCAUGUGUUUAUAAUCAAUACUGAAAGCCUUAAACGUCUUCACACUUCUUUUGACUCAUAAUACAAUUUAUAAUUUUUUAUUGUACAAUCAAAUAGAUUUUGAAGUUGAUUUAUUUGAUUUAAAACUUAUAAAAUACACACUCAAAUUUUUAAUUAGAACAAUACACCAUUAAAGAACCUGGCCCUUAAGGGGAAAUAGGCAACUUUACCAGUAGGAAACAAAUAAUGAUUUUUAAAGUUCUUUUUACCAUUGCAUGCUGGAAGUAAUAACUACACAUUCUACAUGAGACCAGCUAUCUGACAGGUUACUUUGUACCCAGUCUUUGUCAACAGGUUAUCUACAUUUGAAUCAUUUGAUCAAGUUGAAUUAUGUGCUUCUGUACCUUGCUCAUUUACAUACACCAAUGGCUUUAAUCUCUACUGCCUGGCACUAACUGCAUCCUCAUAAGUCAUAGGCUCUCUAAUUGCUCAAAUUUUUCCUGCGAUGUUUGCUAUAAUCACUAAUUGCAGUUAGGACUCAUGUCUUUUAAAAAUUAUCAUAGAAUCUUUCCCUGGGUAUUGACAGCCUGCAAAUGGCGUCUCCAAUUUCAGAUUGAUAUUUAUGUUUCUUGAAUUUAGAAAAUGACUUAUGAAAGUUAACAGAAAGUAGUAUCUUUCAAAUAUUAUAAUUAUAUAAUGAUAGAAAUAUUCAAUCCUGGCCCCAGUUUAGGCCAAACACAAAAACCCCUCUAAAUUUACCUGCAACUAAAUGAUGAAAUUAUUUCUAGGUAGUAUGUAAUCUAAAAAAAAAAAAAAAAAAAGCCCCAGCAAUGGCUUUUUUUUUUUUUUUUGUUGAUUUCUUCUUUUGUCCACACCCCAUACUUCUUGCACUGGGCUUAUAAAACGCUCCUGACAUUUGUCAAAAGGAACAUUUUUGUUAUAUUUUUGGCCAUAGCAAAAAAAAAAAGAUAAUGACAAAAUUAAUAAAGCUCUAUUGGUACUUAAUUAAAUAAUCAAUAGUAAAUAAUGAUAAAUACCAUACACAAAUAUUUUGUUCAUGAACUGCCUAUAAAGUUAAAAAUCACCAAAUACUUGUUUUUAAUGAGCUAUAUAUUAUAUUUCCAGUUUCAGAAAGCGGAGACUGACCUAAAAUAUAUCACAAGAAAACUUGACUUUGAGCUAAUGAAUGAAGAUGGAAUCAAACAAGAGGUACUUCGCUGUUGUUUUUACCGAUUUUCAAUUUGUUUUUGUUGAAAGUCUGCUUCCCUUAAUUUAAUUUUUUUAAAUGUGUGCAGUUCUAAAUAAGCAAAAGCAACUAAUUAAUAUUCUACUAAUAAAGCAGUUACAAAGAAAUAAAUCUUCAAAGUUGUUGUUACAAAUAACUUUCAAUUUUGUCAUAUUUUCUGUUUCAUUUUCUUCCAGAAUAAUCCUUUAAGAAUGCUAAAAGCCAUUGAGGAUAUCAAAUCUGAGUACUCAAAUCUUGUACAAGACAUGGCAGCCAUUCAAACUGCCCAGAAAGUAAAUUAUGAAUAGCAACACAUAAGCUUUACCAAUAUAUAUUCCUAAUUAUUCUAAAUGAGCCCUUUAUUAAAUUAAAUGAAUAAUGUACUUCUUUUCCCAUUAUUUAUCAUAGUGUAUAUAUAAUAAAAACUCUCUUACUCUGCUCUAGGAAUUCGGUUCUGAUAUUCUUCUCAGAAUAGUUAAGCUAAUUUUGUGGCUGGCUAAUACAAAUGUUUAUUCUUUUGACCAGUUGAAUCGCAUAUCAAAUUUUGAAUGGCUGACAUUAUUUACCCAUUUUGUUUUUAAAUUUUGUAAUUCUAAAUGCAUUAUAACAGAAUUGAACUUUCCUUAAUAUAAAAAUGUAUUCAAAGUAUUUUCCUAAGAUGUCAUAUCUGAUACACAGAAUAACUGAAAUAUAUUUUCUAUCAUACCUAUUGUAAUGUAAUUAGACAUUUGAAAUGCAAGGCAAAAGAAAUCAUGGCGUGUGAAUGAAAGUAUGUUAUACCUCCUUUUUUAGGAUGCUGUUGAAUUUUUGCGUGGCCAGUUGCUCACUAUGGCUCAAAUGCUGGAAAAAUUGGAAGCACAAACUGGGGUAAGCUUUUGAUAGCGCUUUCAUUGGAAACAAAUUAUUGAUUUUUAUGAGGCAUUCACAAAGUUGAUUUUCCAAAUCUUUCUUUGCAGCAUGGUCAGGUUAUAUUUAUAGGAUGGUUGGCUGCAGAUGGAAGUUAUCAAUAUUAGAACUUACUAAGUAUUUCCAUAAUAAUCCCACUAGGCAUCUCAGCAACUUAAUGGAGUUAUUAUGAACCAGUUAAACUAUUGAUUGUUAAAAGACUCCAAUAAUAAAUCCUAAACCAUGUGAGUCUGUGUUAAUUUUUGGUUUCUACAUAGAGACUGAAGGCUACAUUGUGAUGUUGAACACUUAAGUUUUUAUUUUCUAAUAAUUUUUCAUUUUUUGUUUUCUAUUGUGUGCUCAAGAAGGCAUUUAACCGAAAAAUUGAAGAGAUUAUUUCACAGUUUAGUCUGUUUUUACCAUUAGUUUGUAUUUUAUUAGCAUAGUCUGCAUUUAUCCCUGUGAGGCAAGAUUAGCGAAAGUCUAUUUUAAACAAAGGCUUGUAAAUUGUUUAAAUUUCCUUUUUUUAAAUUAGUUUAAUAUACAAACGGCUGCAUUCAGGUUGAAGCAAUAGGAAAUAUAAAGCAAAAUUUAGGAGAAAACCUGUAAAAAGACAAGACAAAACAGCAAACAUUUCAGCUAGAAGCCUUCGUCAGCAAACAGUUGAAACCUGGAAUAAAAUUUAAAAAAAUAAAAAUUUAGCAAGGGUAGUGUCCCAGAGAACUGCAAUUAGGUUCAGCAAUUUUUAAUUGAAAGCUUGUAACUGGAUAGAAUCAAGAAAAUAAAAAUAAUAAAUCAUAGGAAAUCCUCAGAGAUUUCCUCUUCUAAAAAAAAAAACAGCAUGAAGUUGUUUUUUUUAAAUAAUCAUCUAAAUAAAAGGAAUAAAAAUGCUUUGUUAAUUGAGAAAGCACAUUUAAAGGUAAUUAGCCUAAUGUCUGUGUUAAGAAUGUAUUUAUUUUAAUAUGUUUGUAGACAAUAACAGAAUACUUGCAGACACUGUAUUUUUUGUAUAGUUUGUGCACAAGAAAAAUAUUGUGAAAAAUAUUUAUUAGUUUAAAACAUUCUCAAAACUACUUCUGAUUCUUUUAGUGAAUGAUUCCAACAAUAGGUAUAUACAUGAAUAAUGCCUUAAAGUUAAUGGUAGAACCGUAACCCUAUUUCUAUUUUUGUAUAAUACACAGACUAAAGGUCACUUUGAAAGGACCAAUAGGGUAAAAGCCUUAUUUUGAGCAAUACUAAUUUGAACAUAAAAGUUAAACUAAGCUCUCGAUGGUCCAUUCCAUUUUGAACAUGUGCAAUUUUGUGUCUUUUGAUGAUAACCAGGGAAACCAGGCAAAAAUUGUUAGUGGGACAUACACAUACAUAUAUGGCUAAAACCAGGUAAAAAAUAUAGGAGAAUUAUAUUACUUGGCAUGCAAGUAGGUCAAAACACUGAAUGUUUAGACUUUCUUAAUAAUUUUUUUUUUUCUCUUUCAUCUGCAUAUUAUUUUUGAAAUGUUCAGCAAAAUCCAGAAUUGGCUGAAGAAACACUAAACCAAUUUAUGGAACUGUCUCUUUUGAUGGGUAUUCCAAAAGACAGCCUGCUACCUACAACACACAAAGAGCCCUCCAUAUCUGAUAACCCCGAGCCAGAAAAAACAUCUUGCCAGCAUUCAGAAACAUCAAGUGACCCUGCACCUGUUACAUUAAAAAAGGCAACACAUGGAAAUGGUGAAAAGCAAAAGAAAGAAGGUAGAUAUAAUCCAGUGUGUAAAUUCUUAGUACCGGUAAUGCAGAUUUUUUUUUUAAUGCACAAACAAGUUAUAUUAACUUUAUAAAUAUGCAGGCAAUUUGAAAAUACAGCUUUUAUGCAGGGUUUUUUACUGAUGGAAGACAAUAAUUAAAAUGUUUAGCACCUAUAAGACAUCUGGAAAACAGCACCCAAAAAAAAAAUCAAUUUUUUAAAGUUAUUUUCUUUAAUUUACAUCAUUGACGUUGCAAAAGUUGUUGUUUUUUUUACCCUAUUUAAUGCUGUUUGUAAAUCUUAUUUUAUUAACCCCCACAACCAUCUAGGCUAUGAUUAAAACAGAAAAUAGCUUUCUUAAUGAUCAGAUUCAGCUUUGAAAUUUUAAAAAAAUUAAAAAUUAGAUACUUCAGCUGAAUUUCAUUAAGUAGGCCUAAAAACUAAAAUGACAACAAAUAUUUUAAUCAUUUUAUAUUGCUAUACUUUGUUGUAGCAGAGAACACAACAGUAUCUGCCUGUGACAGGAGAGCAAACAACUCCACAUUUAUAGAAAUAGAUCACGAUGAAUUUAUGUCAGUAUCUGAGCUUAUUCGUGGCCGUGCAAAACUUGAUGAUGUUAAUAAAGUGAGUUUUGUGAGAAACAAAAGAUGAGUGAACAGUUAAAAUUUAUUUUUUAAAAAUUGCAAUGUAAAUUUAACACAUUUGUUCUUGAAAACCGCAUUUAACUGGCUCUGCUUUUUUUUCAACUCUCAUUUGUUUGUAUAACAACUACUAAUGCCACUUAAUUUAUUAAAUAAUAUUCAGUCAUUGUUUUUUUUAAAUGAGAAAUUUUAAAAAAGCUCUAAAAUUCUUUUAAUUUUUUACCUUUCAGGCCUAUAAAAUUCUAUGGGAUCAUUUUAAGGAGGAAAGGAACAAGUAAGUUUUAGCUACUUUAGUUCCUGUAUUAUAAUUGUAGGAGUAGCUAGAAUUUGUCUGUAAAAGGAAAAAAAAAAAAAUGUUUACAAUUUUAAUAUUGAAAAAGUGAAGUAUAAUACCCCUCAGAAUUGGGGUAAUUAUUUGUUAAAAUACGGUACCCCUCAGUUUGAACUUUUAUCUGUGAUACAAAUUACUAUUGAUUGCCAUUUUAAAAUAUAUAUAUAUAUCCCUUUUUUCCUAUAUUAUCUUUUUUGAAAUAAAUAUAAGGUGGAAGGACUGUGUCUCAAGUCCCAUUAAAAAAACUACCAAUUGGCAACUCACUAUUUGUUAUUACAAUAUCCUCCAGCCAGCAUGCACGGAUCCCCUGCAUGAAAAUGUUCAACUUGCCUCGAGGGAUUAUUUAUUUAGGGCUACUCAUCACAUUUAGGAAAGCAUUAUUUAAUACGAUUGUUUGGAUUUAUUUUUGUCCAUUCCUUUUUUUUUUUUAAACUGUUUUUUUUUUUUAAAAGGGGGGGGGGGGGGGGGGUUUUUUUUAAAAUUUUUUUUNGGGGGGGGGGGGGGGUUAUUUAGUAAUAUUUGAUUUGUCAAAUCAGUUACAAUUUCAUAAUUUUACAAAAGUAGUAAUCUCAAGUCUUCGUAAUUUAUCUUCCAUAGAGAGGCACUGACCCCUAAGGAAAUGAAUUCUAUGGGUCUGAGAGUAACUGGUGCCACUGGAGAGGCUAAACUAAAGGUAAAAUGUGUUGGAAAAUGACAAAAUACUAAAUGUUGAUUAUGCAUUGUUUUUCACGCCCACAUUGUUUGUUGUGUAGUGAUGUCACGUUUUUUAUGGUGUCUAGUCAUGCUCCAUGUUGUUCUCAAAAAUAAACGUUAAACUGACCUUGAUGAUCGCUUCUGCUUAUUUGAUUAUCUUCCUUGUGAAGUAACAGCAAUUUGAUAUUUUCAACAAAAUGAUCUAUACGGAUGAAGUUUUAUUAAUGAUCAAAUUUAUGAAAUCUAUUUUAAUUCAAUUUUAAUUUAUAGCUAUAGCUCAGGGGUCACCAAACUAUGGCCUGUGGACCAGAUGCGGCCCGCGUAUGUCAGUUUAUCCGGCUCGCCGACGGUAUUUGAAUUUGCUUAUUAUAUUUAGAAAACUAGGGGCUCUUCACAUGCGAUGAGCCCUUCUGGCUCUGGCUCCUUAAAUUUACCAUUUUCAAUUUUAAAUGAUUGUAUCUAGAUUUUCUUGUUUAUUGCAGACCUGUUUACCCUCAAACUCCUAAAAUAGCACAUAAUUGUCUCAAAAUCGUAUAAUGGUAUGGUAUCUUAAUAGUAAUAGUAAAUAAAUAAACAUACAGUAUAUUAUAAUGAAUAAAAUAGCUACUGGCAUGGCAGUGACUAGCGGGAUCGAGUUAAGCUGGCGUAAAAAAAGUUAACUUCUAAAAGUAGAUGACUUACAUUUAUAUUGCAAUCUGCAGGUCACUUUUUUUUUUGCUCACGUUUGCAUCUGAUAUAGAUAUUUAUUUAUAUUGAGUGGAAAUACAGAUCACACUAUCACAGUCUGUCACUGGUAAAAAUAAAGUUACUGUUGAAAUUUAACGUGGUUCUAACUUGAAAUCAGAUCAGAAUAAAACAAAAUGUAUUUCAAUAAGAAUUAAUUGACAAAUUAUAACAUCAUUUAAAAAUCUACCAAGUAACUUGAGGUUGUUCUUUUAGGAAAAGCUGGUUUAAAAAAAUAAUAAAAUUAGAAUCAAUAUCAAUUAAGCCUAUUCCCGCUAAUAUAUUAUAGUAUUUUAACUGGAUAAAUGGAAGAAGAUUAUUGGAAACAUACUGGGCAUUAAACAUCGUUCUCACCACGGAGAACAGAAGAACAUGAAGAAGAGAACAUAGUGCUACAGAUACUUGAGAAAGCUAGGAACUUGCUGUGGCAUUCUCUGGCGCUAGAUGAGUCUACUGAUCUCUCGAUAUGUCACAACUUCUCGUGUUUACUUGUGGUGUCACUUUGUAUGUUGAGUUUCUGAAACUGAAGAAAUUUGCUGCUGGUGUGACAUCAGUGUUUGGAACAACUUUUGUCUGUGAUCAAACAUAUUAUGAGCUAGAAUAAGUGCGCACUAGGUCUGAUGUAACCAUCUUUUAGUUAACAUCGCCUUCUUUGACAAAGUUUUUGGUAAAUAAAUAUUUUGGUUGUCUUUGUUUUUGUGCAUUGCUCGCAACUCACCCAUGGUUAACAUAACUUAGCUUUUCGUCUUUUUUAUCAGAACUUUGGUUCUGGCUUCCAAGUAUUGUACAGAAUGAUUAUACGGCCGGCUGUUAAAAAAGUUUGGUGACCCCUGCUAUAGCUUAUAAAAACAACUAUUCAGUGUUAGCAGAUUUUUCCUUCUCAUGAGCAUAUUUCUUUUUUCUAUUUGGUGCAGAUACUUCGAGCCCUAAAACUGUGCCAGAUCAGUAGAACUGGAGAUGUUACUCUGACAUGAAACAAAAGGAUACUGGUGUUAAUGUUUAUUUGAUGAAUGAUAUAGCUGUGCAGGUGCUACCUUAAUUAGAUGAAAGUUUAGUUUAAAAUUGUGAAAACUACUUGGUUAAGGUUGAUAAAACUGCUUGACAUUUUAAAAAAUCAUGUGGUACCUUUUUCUUGAGUAUAGAAGGUCAAUAGUGCUUAAAAACAAAUAUUAAGACCCAUGAAACUUAUUUUAUUGAAAUUACAUUUGUCUAAUUUUCAUUUAAAUAUAAAAUUAAAUUAUUAAAAAAACAGCAUGGAAUAUUGUUAAUAUUAGCCAGUUUUUUAACCCUGAUGUUGGAGCCAGGUCAUGAGGGUCUUCUAAAUACACCACUCCUGUCUUUAUUAAUCAUUAAGAGUGACUUCUUCUUCUUCUUAUAUUUGAGGUGCCCACGAUCAAUUUGUUGAUCAUUCUAUUUUCAAUAAGUUUUGCAUUUUAAAUAAUUUUAUUUAGCUAUAUAUUAACAUACAUAAAUUUAAGUAAUAGAACUGAUGGUUAUGAGAAUAUGUAGUAUUUUUGCAUGGAAAGAAUGUUGUUUGUAAAGGAGUGUUCAAGUAAAGUCUGGCUGUAUAUUAUUUAUUUUUAUCUGUAACAAUUUUUCAUCCAACCCAUGUUUUCUUUGUUAAAAACAUUGCUGAAACAAUACAAAUCUAAAUUGAACCUA
Lymnaea stagnalis (great pond snail) is the source of this 12136-nucleotide messenger RNA. The record is from the annotation of a GenBank genome assembly. Lineage: Eukaryota; Metazoa; Mollusca; Gastropoda; Lymnaeidae.